Ambispora leptoticha is the source of this 894-nucleotide messenger RNA. Lineage: Eukaryota; Fungi; Glomeromycota; Glomeromycetes; Archaeosporales; Ambisporaceae. The record is from the annotation of a GenBank genome assembly.
AUGGGAAACUGCAUUUUUAAACAGAAUGUAAAAGCUGUUGUGAUCUCAAAUGCUGACGAUUCAUCAUCCACUACCAAUUUUUUGAAUCAAUUUUCAUCGAAAAACAACUGUAAUAUUUCUCAUGAGAUAAACAUGCUGACUAAUCAUCACUAUGUUUUAAAAGAAACAUGGGAUAAUACAAAUUAUUCAGCGCCAGUAACUGAAAUUUUGAGAAAUAAUGCUUUGGUUUUGGAUAUUGGAUGCGGAUCUGGCACCUGGGUUCUUGACAUGGCUACUGAAUAUAGCACAUCUACCUUUAUCGGAAUUGAUAGUACAUCAUUUUUCCCAAAACAAAUAAGACCAGUAAACACCAAUUUUCACCAAUUGAAUGUGUUAGACGGUCUACCUUGGAACAAGAAUCAUUUUGAUUUUGUUUAUCAGAGAAUGAUGUUAACUUCGCUUACGGAAGAAGACUAUCAAAAUCAAAUUCGUGAAAUUGUCCGAAUAACAAAACCUGGUGGAUGGAUCGAGAUCAUGGAAAAGAAUGUCGAAUUGAAUAAUUCGGGGCCAACAACAACAAUGAUACUGAAAGGUGCAUGUAAAGUUCUAGAGUCGGCAUCAUUCAACACAAAAAUUGGCGCGCAAAUUAAAAGAUGGCUUCAAGAAUGUGGACUAGUCAAUUUGAGAUUCCAAGAAAAAACAACUCCAUUGGGAGCAUGGGGAAAUCAUAUUGGUGUGGCUGCGUUUGAUGAUAUGUUGAUAUCCUUGAAAAAAUUACAAAACUGCUUGUUACAAAAUUUGAAAAUUACCGAGAAAGAAUUUGACGGGAUAGUCGACACUAUAAAAUCUGAGGUAGAAGAAAAUCGAACUUCAAUUACUACAUUUAGAUGCUUUGCACAAAAACCAAUACAAUAA